Molecule: messenger RNA, 10194 nt
Organism: Monodelphis domestica (gray short-tailed opossum)
Lineage: Eukaryota; Metazoa; Chordata; Mammalia; Didelphimorphia; Didelphidae
Gene: SQOR
Product: sulfide quinone oxidoreductase
Cellular component (GO): mitochondrion
Molecular function (GO): FAD binding; sulfide:quinone oxidoreductase activity
Source: RefSeq, a predicted model, not a curated record
GCUGUUAUGUCUAAGACAUUGUACUAUAUAGGCUUCUGGGGGGAUACAAAAUGUUUAAGAUGAUAUAAGAACUGGAAGUCUCCAUCCUCUCCAAAUUUAAAUCUAUUUGGGGAGACAUGAAAUGUAUAUGUGAAAAAAUAACUACAAUAUCAAGCUCGUCUCCUGUCAGUGGCUGUCAAGAAUUUCUCUUAGCCCUAGCUUAUUCCUGCUAAUGCCAAAGCAAUCAACAACUCCCCAGAUGCUUUAUUGCCACCAUGCUAGGACCCUGAGAACUCACAAGGGCAGAACAAUUUUCUCAAUUAUCAUGGCUUGACAUUUGGAAUUAACAUCUCUGACCAAAGAAUUGACCAGCAGCAACAGUCAAAUCUGGAAGGAAUUUAGAAGUGUCAGGAGGACGACGUGAAAGCAGAGGAGGGAGAGGACUUUCCUAAAGAACAAUUGACCAGGAUCAAAGAUGACUCCCCUGGUCACGGUGACAUCCUGCCCCCCAGCUAGGUUUCUUGCCUCUUUACUCCAUCGGGGAACUCAGCAGGCUAGCAAGUUUCAGCUGCACACAGGGACCCCCUGUGCUGUCAAGGACUACUAUGAGGUGCUGGUCCUGGGCGGGGGCUGUGGUGGGAUUUCCAUGAGCUCCCGAAUGAAGAAAAAAGUGGGUGCUGAAAAUGUCGCCAUUAUUGAGCCUAGUGAGAAACAUUUUUACCAGCCUCUGUGGACCCUGGUGGGUGCUGGUGCCAAACAGCUGUCAUCAUCUGGUCGUUCCAUGGCAAGUGUUAUUCCUUCAGGAGUAGAGUGGAUCAAAUCUAGAGUGGUAGAUCUGGAACCUGACAAAAACUGCGUCUACAUUGAUAGUGGCAAAGAGAUUAGUUAUAAGUAUCUCAUCAUUGCUCUUGGAAUCAAGCUGGAAUUUGAGAAGGUCAAAGGUUUGCCUGAAGGUUUUAGAUAUCCUAAAAUAGGGUCUAAUUAUUCUUCUAAAACUGUGGAGAAAACAUGGAAGGCUCUGCAGGACUUCAAGGAGGGCAAUGCUAUCUUUACUUUCCCAAAUACUCCGAUUAAGUGUGCAGGGGCUCCACAGAAGAUCAUGUAUUUGUCAGAAGCUUACUUCAGGAAGACAGGAAAGCGAGCCAAUGCCAAUAUAAUUUUUAAUACUUCCUUGGGAGCCAUUUUUGGGGUUAAGAAGUAUGCAGAUGCCCUAGAAGAAAUCAUCAAGGCCAGGGGCCUCAAAGUGAACUACCGGGAAAACCUUGUUGAAGUUCGGCCAGACAAACACGAGGCAGUGUUUGAGAACUUGGACCAACCUGGUGAGACCAGAGUGAUUUCGUAUGAGAUGCUUCAUGUCACUCCACCCAUGGGGCCACCAGAUGUGGUCAGGGAAAGUCCUGUUGCAGAUGCUGCUGGCUGGGUAGACGUUGACAAAGAAACUCUACAGCACAAGAAAUACCCAAAUAUUUUUGGCAUUGGAGACUGUACCAACCUUCCCACAUCCAAAACGGCUGCUGCAAUAGCGGCCCAAUCUGGAAUACUUGACAAAACAAUUUCCAAGAUAAUGAAGAAUGAAAAACCAAUCAAUAAGUAUGAUGGCUAUACAUCUUGUCCACUUGUUACGAACUACAACAGAGUGAUACUUGCUGAGUUUGACUACAGCGCUCAGCCUCUAGAAACUUUCCCCUUUGAUCAGAGUAAAGAACGACUCUCCAUGUAUGUUAUGAAAGCUGAUAUGAUGCCUUUUCUCUAUUGGAAUGGACUGCUAAAGGGCUACUGGGGGGGCCCAGCCAUUUUGCGGAAGGUACUACAUUUGGGUAGGAGUUAGAGAUGAACGAAGACCCGUGUUCCUGACAAGUCUCUUCCAAUACAGUGUUUUUGAUCCCCAAACCACUGCCUCCAAUCCAAAGCAGAAUGAAGGGCUUAAAGCUUAAUCCUUUAAAUAACUUGUAUCCUCAUGACAGCUUUCUUCAUCAUGUCUUUAAAAAAGCCAUCGUGCUUUGUCAGAUACUUAUUUCAUGACACAUGUGCACUGGUGUUGAUAUUGAUACCAGAAGCCCAUUAUCUUGAUGAUGGGAAAGAAAGGCCACACUGUGAUUUCUCCCUAUUAUAAAUAUUCAAAACCAGGCUUACAUAAUUUAUUUCAAAAAAGCAAGUUACAGAUCUUCAAAUUAAUCAGAGGUUUUUUAGCAUUUUUUUAUGGGUUUUAGGUGAGGCUGAUUCUUAGAUAAAUGACUAAAAUGCCAAAUAGGGACAAGCAUUGUUUUCAGGCUAUGUCUAAUCACAAGACUUCUGAAAUGGUGAGCACUCCUCUCAUCCCUUUCAAAGGUGGAAGGCAACUUCUAACUCUGUGGACAUUUUUUUGAAGCACAUUAAAUGGAUUUGGUGUGCUGGGUCUAUACAUCUUAGAGUUUCUUAUUGACUUCUUCCCAUCUCUUUAUAUGAACAGUAAUAUGGGUAUGUAUAUGCCCCCCCUCCCCCCUAUACCAUAGGUACAUGUUAUCCUUGGGAAAGAAAAACUUAGUUACUAAAGGGACCUGGAAAGGUCUCAUAAGGCUUGAACCAAGUCUUGAAGGAAGCCAAGAAUUCAAGAGGCUAAAAUGGGGGAGGAUCUAUCUAUCUAUCUAUCUAUCUAUCUAUCUAUCUAUCUAUCUAUCUGACAUGGAGGACAGCUGGUGCAAAGAUAGAUGCUUAAAAGAAUUUUUAUAUAUAUUCUUACUAUAAGUUUUUGAAGCAACACUGUGUAUUGGUUCCAAGGCAGAAGGGUGAUAAGGGCUAGGCAAUGGGGGUCAAGUGACUUGGCCAGGGUCACACACCUAGGAAAGAUUCGAGACCAAAUUUGAACACAAGACCUCCUGUCUCUAGACCUGGCUAUCCACUGAGUCACCUAGCGGACUGCUGGAGAGUUUAUAUUUGAUUCUAAAAGUAAUAGGGAGCCACUAGGGUUUAUCAAGGGGGGUGGGGCUGUGAUGUGGUUUGAACAAUGCUUUAGGAAAAUCAUUUUGGUUGCUGGGGAUGUGUUAUAAGUAUUUGAUAAUUAAUUAAGCAAUAAAAGAUUAUUAGGUAUAGGUGGAUGAAGAGCUGAGUUUGAGAGAUCUAGAUUUCUUUAAGUCAGAGUGGAAUCUUAAAAGGAUGAUGGGAAGAGAACUUUCACAAGGAGCCUUGGGAAAGGCAGUUGGAACAAGAACUGAAUAAGGAAGGUUGUUCAAGGAGCUUGCUCUGUGAGUUGGAGAAAAUCUGGUGAAUUUAUUGCUUGAAAAACAUCCUAGCAGACAAGAGAAGAGUGUUCCUCUGUUUCACCAGUAGGUAACAGGAGAGAGCAGCAGCUGAGUGGUGGUGUCUGUGAGAAUUCUGACAGCCUGAGUUACAUCUGAGCUGAAGGAAGAAAUCCAGUUUUAAUCUAUUACUGUUUAUAAAAUUUUAUUUAGUUUUAGGAUAGAAAGAGAGCUAAUUGGGGAAUUUAGUUAGACAGUGUAGAUAAAAAGGAAGAUUACCUUUGGUAAUCAAGAAGCAGCCUUUUGCAAGGCAGAUUUUUUUGGGAAAUAUAGAUUAGAUCUUAUUAGUAUUAGGGAAGAUUUUACUAUAAGUAUUUCCUGCUUCUUUUUCUUUCCCUUUUCUUACCAUUUUAAGAGUUAUAAUAAAUAGGGGUUUAUAUAACUAGUCUGAGCAGGAUUUUUUCUUCAACUGCUUAGAACAGCCAUCUUUUUCUAACUGCCAACCCAGGAUUAUAUUAACUCAAGAGCCUUCCCAUAUCACUAACAACCAUUGAUAAAUACAAGUACAAAUAAAUAAGUUUCAAUAAACCCUAAAACAGGUGGUGCUGGAUGGAUUGUAGUUGGGGGAUAUUGGGGAUAGGGAGACUAUUUAGUAGGAGACUUGUAAUAAUCCAGAUAAAUCCAGAUAAGCAGUGAUAAGGACCUGAUAGGGUUGUAAUUGAAUGGAAAGAAGAAUAUGGAUUCAAGAGUUGUUUGGAAAUAGAAAUGACAAGAUUUGACAACUGACCAAAUUAUGUGGAGGUGAGUGAGAAUAAGUCCAGGUUGACACCAAUGUUGUGAACCUAGGGAACUAGAAGAGUGGUGCUACCCUUGAUAGAAAUUGGAAACUUUGGAAACAGGUGAGUUUUAGGGGAAAUAAUAAUUUCUGUUCUGGAUAUGCUCAGCUUAAAUUGCCUAAGGGAUAUCUAGUUUGAAAUGUCCAAUAGGAAGUUGAUAAUGGACCAUAGGUGAGGAGAGAGACUAAGGCUAGAUAUUUAUAUCUGAUAGUCAUCUCUAAAGAGGCAGUGUGCGUGUGAUAGGACCAAUAUCUUUCAGCAUUUUUCCCACAACAUGGAUUAAACUCACUUCUUUUUUUCUGAAACAGAAAAGUAGGGAAAAGCAGUACUGGGACCUGAUUGGCCCCUGUUUCUUGGAUGCAGUUUCCUGGUUAUUUAUGGGUGUAAAAAGUCCCAGCCACUUGAUAUCUGAACUUAUUAGACUUGGUUGAUGCCUGAGUUUCCAUGUCUUGCCUUGAUGACCUACUAAGCAAAUAUUUUCCAUUAGGAGGAGACAGGUAGGCUAUAUGUGCCAAAACUGAAGAUGAGUCCUACUAAAACCUUGUUGCAUAUACUUGGCUGUAUUAGGAUAAAGUAAGUGUAUGUGUGUUAGGGCAGCUAAGUGGCACUGUGUUUGGAAUCAGGAAGACUCAGCCUCAGAUACUUACUAGCUGUGUCACCUUAGACUGUUUGCCUCAGUUACUCAUCUAUAAAAUGAGCUGGAGAAGGAAAUGGCAAGCCACUCAAAUAUCUUUGCUGAAAAAAUUCGAAAUAGGAUCACAGAGUCAGACAAGUCUGAAAGACAACAAAACCCUUUUUAAUUGUUUAGUGUCUUAUGAAUGUUUCAUUUCACCCCCAAACUGAACCUGAUUUAAGAGACUACUGGCCAUUAGCCCUGCCUAUUACAGGUAAUUAAACCUAUGGAGGCUGAUGACGUCACCAAGUAAGAAAGUGUUGACAGAAAAGAGAAGGGGACCCAGAAUACAACAAUGGAAUAUAGCCAUAGUUAGAGAGAAUGCACUGAUAAUCUUAUGUAUUAAAAAAGACUAUGAAAAGAAGAAAAAAUAAAAGCAGGAGACAGCAAUAUGACCACAAAGAAACCUAGAUCAGAGAGAACAUCCAGAAGAAAGGCUAUUCAGUAAUGUCAAAUGCCAUAUGGAAGUCAAGAAGGAUGAAGAUUGAGACAAGUCCAUUAGAUUUGAUUAGAUCGUGAGCAAUUUCAAUUUGGUACUGAAAUCUGAGACCGCAUUGCAGAGGGUUCAAAACAUUGGGAGAAGAGAGAAAGUGUAAAAAAUGGGUAUUAGCUGCUAUUUUAAGGUGUUUGAUUGAUAAAAGAGGGAAAGUUACAGAAUGAUAGAUAACAGGGAUGGUAAGGUCUCCUGAAGAUUUUUUGAAGGACGGGGGAGGCUUUGGUAAGUUUUUAGAUAGUAGGGAAGGAACAAGCAGAUACCAAGAAAAUGGAGAGAACUUAAUCUGGGGUCUGUACUAUGCUGGAGUAUAAUGUUAAAGUAGCAAGUUUGGUUCUAAUUAUAUGUGUCCAUAUGUGCACUUUUUCUUUAUGGUUGCAUUCAUAUAUUUCUUUGUGGGAUAACGGAUAGGGGUCUAGCUUGGAGUCCAGUGGCUCUUGCUUCAAGUCCUGCCUCUGACCCAUAACCAGCUCUAUAAUGAGCUAUUUAGCCUUCGUAUCCUGAACACAUCUAAGACUACUGUAUAAGUCAUAUAUAACACCAGAUGAAUUGUUCAUCUGUUAGAUGGAAAGAGUUUCCACUUGGGGAGCCCCCUAGAUUGAAUACAUCAGCAAGCUGAACACUAGCAAAGAAAUAUGUUUGCCUCUAAGGAGAAAGGUGAGGGAAUAAGCAUUUAUAUCUCACCUUCUCUGUGCCAGGCACUAUGCUAAGUGUUUUACAAAUAUCUCAUUUAAGGAGGCAGCUGGGUGACUCAGUGGGUGGAGAGCCAGGCCUAGGGACAGGAAGUCCUGGGUUCAAUUUUGUCUCUUUCUGGACAUUUUCCAUUAUUCAUUUGUAUCUCUACUAACAAAUUGAGACAAGGAAUGAAUAAUUAUAUUUGUGCUGCUCAAUUUUACUGCUUGCUCUGGACAUUAUGAAUAUGGGGGAAUCUCAUGGAGGACAUAUAUGAUUGGAAAAGAAGAUAGGUCAGUUAUGACGGAAACUGAGGCUCAUUCACUUAUUCAGCAAAUAUAUUUUUUGAGCAACUACUAUUUGCAAGGCAUUGGGGAAUGCAAAAGUUAUUAAGAUAGAAUUGCUAUCUUGUGGUGUUAUGUUGGAGAAAUAAGAAAUGGAUAUAAAUACCCAUAAUAUAAUGGUCAGAUAGUUGGUGCAGUGGUUAGAAUGUGGGGCCUGGAGUCAGGAAUAUCUGAGUUCAGAUGUGACCUCAGAUACUGUGUGACCCUGGGCAAGUCACUUAUGCCUGUUUUCCUCAGUUUCUUCAUCUAUAAAAUGAGCUAGAGAAGGGAAUGGCAAAUCACUCCAGUAUCUUUGCCAAGAAAAGCCCCAAAGAGUCAGAACACGUGAAAUAACUGAACACACUUAUAAUAUAUUGUUGAAGGUGAAGGUACAAAAGACAGGUAUAACAAGCUCUCUUAGUUUAGGAGAUGGAGACCUUGUUUUAUUGCCAAGGAGCAAAUAAGACUUUAAUGGAAAAUUUGGCAUUUUAGAAUUGGCAUUGGUACUUUGAAGGGUAGUUAGGAAUUAGAUAAGCAGAGAGAGGAGAGAAGAACCUUCCACAUGGGAGGAAUAGAGUGGAAUAUGAUAAGUUUAGGCCACGAUGACACUAUUAAGUUUUGAUUUGGGAUUCCGAUUUCAGCCCUGACUUCUAGCUCAGGGAUCUUUCCACCAGAUCAUUCCAAGGUCAUGGAAUUACAAACAUUGGCACUAGGAAAUUGCUGACUGGUGUAUUCUAGAAAGUCUGUUGCAGAUUUAGCUAGAGAGACAUGUCUUUGCUGAGAAGAUGAUUUCCAUUCAUCUGUGAGUUAUGAAAGCUCAAAAAGAUGUUCAUUUUAGUAAAGGGAAAUUUGAAAUCUUAUGGAUGAAUGAAUGAAUGGAAAAAUCAUUUAUUAAGCACUAUGGGCAAAGCACUGUGCUGAGUGCUUCAGACAAAUACAAAAAACAGUCCCAGUUCUCAAGGAAUUCUGUAUAACAUGGGGAGACAAUACAGAUAAGGGUUCUGCUAUAAAUGAGGUGCUGCAGGAAAGCUGAUGGUCUUUAGUGUUAAUUUCAUUAAUAAAACUAUUUGGGUUUUUUUUUUUAACCCUCACCUUCCACCUUAGGGUCAAUAUUAUGUAUUUGUUCCAAAGCAGAAGAGUGGUAAGGGCUAGGCAAUGAUAAGGGCUAGGUUAAGUGCCUAGGAAGUGUCUGAGGCUAUAUUUGAACCCAGGACCUCCCAUCUCCAGGUCUGACUCUCAAUCCACUGAGAUACCGAGCUGCCCCCAUUUGAGUUUCUGAUACUGAAUUAUUUGAUAAUACCAAGUACACUGGUAGAGAGAACUUACUUUCAUUUUUAUUUUAUCUUCAAUAACUAUGGAGGUAGAAAGUGUAGCACCUAAAAAGACAGUUGCCAAGUCACCUAUCUACAAGGGUUACUUCCCUGGAUAAUAGCUGUAGGGUCAGUCUAGAAGCAGAGCUGGUGGCAUUUUUUAUUUUUAUUUUAUUUGGUCAAUUUCAAACAUUAUUCCUUGGUUACAAAAAUCAUAUUCUAUCCCUCUCUCCCCUGCUCUCCCCCUUCCUGUUGCUGACACGCAAUUCCACUGGGUAUUACAUGUGUCCUUGAUCAGAACCUAUUUCCAUAUUGUUGAUGUUUGCACUAGAAUGUUCCUUUAGGGUCUACCUCCCCAAUCAUAUCCCCCUCGACUAGUGGCAUUUUCAAAAGAGAAAUUGCUAUUACUGGUACUCUUGGGCUUACCUGCCCUAUGGUGACAAAGUGGUCAGCAGUUGGUAUAAGUGGUGGCAGAUGUGGCAGGACUCUUUUAAAGGCAGUUGUUUCUCUAGUUGAUGAUGAUGGGAGGGGAGCUCGGUGAGAGUGGUUGUUGGUCAAGGAUUUAUCCAGCCCAAUACCCUUAGUUUAUAGAAGGGGAAGACCAAAGAGGCAGAACAACCAUCCUUUGGGAAUUGGAGGCCCAAAGUAAGAUAAAGGGAGGUGAAAACAAACCCAUUUUUUUCCUUAAUGCAGUGAAAGUCAUGCUUUUACUCUAUGCCUCAGAGAAGGAUGGGGUCACUCUGACCACUAUAUAGUGGAUUCCUCUUUUCAGCUAGGAGGUAAAUUCCAAGAAAGUAAAACACUUUUGACAGGAGGAAGCUUUUUGAAUUAAGCAAGUAGGAAAUAGCAAUUUUUCUUGUCACCAAAGAUUUCCCGUUUGUUAAUAGGGAUACCAGUAAUCCCUCUGAGGGCACAGCAUGACUCACGGCUCCCAUGGGAGAGAGAUGAAAGAUCUUAGAGGUAAUUGAGAAAAGCUAACAAAUACUUUAUUGAAUGUUGAUUUUUUUAAGUGCCCUGACUGCUAUAGGAUAGGAUUCAGUUACCAAUAAAAUCCCAAAUUAUUUUACAACACAUAAUAUGUGACCCUAUAAAGUUCCUGUUAUUGUAUGUCUCAAUUACAGCAAAGGGCAACUUCCCAGAAAUAAUGUUGGGCAGAGGUAAGAAUUUAUCAUAUUGUAUAUAUAGGAAAACGGACACUGGCAGAUGUUUAUCUUCAUCUUCCCCAGCCCCUCCUUUCAGCACUCAUUUCUUUCUAUACUGAUUAUCAGCUGAUAUGAGUCAAGUUGGUUCAAGUUGGCUCCAGCUUACCUCUGACUUCUGGGGAGAAACUCUUGGCACUAGUUGAAUUCAGAGAUCCCUUCCAUUGAUAACAUUUUGGGAGGGAGGAUUUGUUCUCCUUUGUUUGAGAGAACCACAAGUAAUGGGUAGAAAUUUUGCAGAUCUUAAAAUUAUUUAGGCCUGCCUGGUGACAGGAAAAUCUCAAAUUAAAUGUGAUGCCUUGGGAUAUAAUGGUUUUCCCUUCUCUGGAGGCCUUGGAGCAGAGAUAAGAUGAUCCCUUGUCCAUCAAAAAAUAUUAAGCACCUAUGUGCCAAAGGCUGGGGGGUACCAAAGGUAAAAGACAAUUCUUGUGUUCGUUGAAUAUAUUGUAGAAUUCAUGUUCUUCUGGGUAUAGGUUGGAUUAGAUGGCAAUGAAAGUUUUUUUUGAAGAAUUUCCUAAAAGACCUAAAAGAAAUUAGACUGGAUUGAAAAAUACCUCCAAGAAGACUUCUUCAGGUUGCCAUUGACACUUAAUGUUGUGAUGAAAUAAUAUCAUUAUAUUUGUAAUUUCCAAAGCUUCUGGUACCCGUGGGACUAGCACAGACCUGGGAAAAGGUGGUCAGUGGCACUACUCACUUCUGUACUAGUUACUGGCCUCUAGUUCUGGAACCUUCUGCCCCCUAGAAUUCCUCUCAGACUUGGAGGCCUUCCAAGAAGAGCACCAUUGGAGUGUGCCCUUGUUGGAUCUCUUCUUGAGACUGGGUAAGGGAGCAAGUAAGGGCAAUCAUUGUUUAAUGCCAGUCAGCAGAGGACUGAGAUGGCAUACUUUGGAGACUGCUAUGGGAAGGAAGGAAGUACACACUCUUAGAUAUUGGCACACUGGGGUAAAGCGCCACUCAUUCAGCUAUAAUUAUGACUUUAGAUAAGUCUCCCACAAAGACUGAGCAAUUCUUAUCCCUUGACCAGGGUGCCCAUUUCCAUUGUAAAGAUGCCUGGAAAUGAUCUAGAUACCUAAUCAAUAAUCAGAAGUUUGCUUGGUGAGAGCAAAAAGAUUUGGACAUCUUAAAAGACAAAGAUGGAUCUAGACAUUUGUGUGCCAUAGGAAAGGUUUGACUUCAUCACCUGCUUUCUUCCCCUCUCCAUUAACCCCUAAAUGAGAAUAUGAACAUAAGCCUUCUUGUUAAAAGGUGUGGUGAAAAAAGGGUUAUAUUUAGAAUCAGAGGACCUCAAUGGAAUUUCCAUGACAUUUUUCCUUCUUAAUUCCCCUCUGGAAGUACUCUAGAUAGCCAACAUCCUACCCAAAAUGACAUAUUCAGGACCAAAUACAAUAUUACAGACAUGUUCUGAUCAGGACUAUUUUUAUGUGUGUACAUGGGCAUAUGUGUAUGCAUUUGAUUUGUUGAACAUCCCUAAUAAAUACAUUUUAUUUUACUACA